This is a messenger RNA of Rhineura floridana, 3568 nucleotides long. It is a transcript of the gene SH3D19, whose product is annotated as SH3 domain containing 19. The transcript has 21 exons. NCBI's taxonomy places the organism in Eukaryota, Metazoa, Chordata, Lepidosauria, Squamata, Rhineuridae. The coding region runs from base 178 to 3393 and encodes 1071 amino acids. The record is from RefSeq and is a predicted model, not a curated record. Gene Ontology annotation, molecular function: protein binding.
GGCGGAGAGAGGCCUCAGCAGCUUCUCGGGAGCUCAUUUGAAACUUCCGAGGAAGGGCAGAAGGGAAAGAAGCGGCUGAAGCGUAGAAGAAGCUGGGACUCUUCCCUCCAGGCUGAGGGCAGCGGGAGCGGCAGGUGCAGGCAGAGGGCACCUAGAGCCACACAAUGGAAGAGACGGAUGUCUAAGAGUUUCUUUUUGUCUCUGUCGCCCAUGGCUGAAGCCUGGAGGCUGGAAGAAGAAGAGGAGGAGCUGAAAGAGCUCGGCAGAAGGCAUAGGAGAGCUAGCUUGAACCCAGCAACAGAUCGUUCUGAAAGAAAUAAACCUGACCACCGUUCUCCAGGCCAAGGUCCCCUGUCGUCCAUUAAAGCAGCCAUCAAGAGAACUUCUAGGACUUCUGGCCACAGUGAACAACAAAGAGAAAGGAGGCGUCCUGAAAUCACUAUAGUUGCAGCUGAGCCAAUUGGGCCAUCCUCCUGGUUUCCAGGUGGAAAUCACGUCUCUCAACCAGGGCUAGUGUUUCAAUCGUCUCAUACUCGGGCUUCUUGGAGAACAAAUGAGCUUGUUCCAGCUGAGCCACCUUCAUAUGAGCAGGUAAUCAAAGAGAUCAAUCAAGUGCAAGUCAACACUAUCAGCAACAAUAAUGCUUCCAGUGCUGCUAAUUCUAGAUGUACUGCUACAUCUUCAACACAGACUGACUUUCCAGAAGAGAUAAUCAGCAGUUUGCCAGGAAUAAAUGAGAAAAGUAAUCUGCAUGCUCUCUGUGAAUGUGAAAACAUUCCAGCUGUGCCAAUUCCUCGCAAGCCACCCAGACCUUCGUCAUCUCUGCUGAUCAGCAGUCCUUCCAAAAAUGAGGAACUUCUAGUUGUGUUGGAAGAGCGUACAUAUCAGGAGAAGCCUAAUGCUGUAAUAUGUCCUGUUCCAAAACCAAGAUCAAAAGGCAAUCUGAAACCUGUUGUUAGAGAUACUCAGAAUAACACACAAGACAAUCAAGAAGCGAGCCAGUCAAAUACUGAAAAGGACACAUCAGCAAUUCAGCUGCUGUCUCUAUUAGAUGACAGUCUUUGGAACAGUCAUAUGGUGAUGGACAGUAUGGAUACAGAUAAGAGCCAAAGUAGUAUAGUAUCUCGGAUUAAAGCUUUUGAAUUGCAAGCAAAUACUGAAACUGCAGGAUUAACAAAGAAGCCAGAAAUAUCUCCACGCUCAUUAGGCCCCAAACCCAUAAUUAGUGCAAAAAAACCUGUGGUGGCACCAAAGCCGGGGACUCACAGAACUUCAAGUGAGUGGGAUUCAUGGACAGAAAGCAAACUAAAGGCCAUUUCCCAAGAAAGGCACCCUCAGGAAGCUGGGAACAACACUAUAACCAAGCCUGAAUUGCCCAAAAAACCAAAAUCAGGCAUUGUAAAAAGCCGCAGCAAUGGACUACUUAAUUCAAGAAGCAGGUCAGCUUCAGAGAACAGUGAUGGACAGAGAAAAUCUCCCAUUCCAGCUCCCAGGCCACUUGUUCCCAAGAAGUCAGUCUCUUUUGACAGUCCUGCUCUUCCCAUACUUCCACUAAAGCCAGUAAGUGCUACUCCCAAGAUCUCCAUAGCUGCCCAGUCUAAUGCUUUCAGAUACCUGGCGGAGCCCCCUACAGCAUCUCUAAUGCAGAGCAAGCCAUUCAGGGAAGGUGAUCUAAUCAGCUUUGAUGAUGAUGAUGUUUUACCCCUUAACUCUGUUGGGACUCCUCAAGCACUUACUCAGUCAGAAUCAGAUCGUGUCAAUUUGCCCUCCAAACAAGAGCCUGCAAAAGAACAGGCAGUUCAGCCGUCUGUUGUGCGGAAACCUACUGUGAUCCGAAUCCCAGCUAAACCAACAAAAGCUUUAAAUGAAGUUCCAGAAAGCCCACCUCCACUUCCGACAGAGAAACCAAUAGGGAACACAUCUGGCAUUACAGCUGGAAAACCCAAUAACAUCAAAACAACAAAAAAGGUGGAGUCUGAGCAUUCCAGUUUGAAACAGUCAUCCAAGAACGAACCUAUAAUGCCCCCAAGGCCUAGUGAAGGGAAAACCAUGCCAACUCGACCUCCUCCACCAAAGGGUGCCCCUGGAAGGCCACCACCACCAAAGUCUACCAAGGCCUUAUCACAAAUGGACAGGCUUUCUCACUCAUCGUCUGAUGUGAACCUCCAUAAACAACCCGACAUAUUUGGGUUAGGAGUCAAGAGAACAAAGAAUGAUGUUAAAAAUCAAGAUCCAGCUUUACCUCCUCGACCCAAACCAGGUCACCAGCUCUACAAUAAAUACAUGCUUUCUGUGCCCCAUGGAAUUGCCAAGGAAGAUAUUUCACCCCAAAAUCCUGGCCACCUCUCUUGCAAGCGUGGAGAUGUCCUUGUGCUGGUGGACCAUGUUAACAACAGCUUCAUUGAAUGCCAAAAGGGAGACGAAACUGGCAAAGUUCAGUUAUCCCAGAUGCAGAUAAUAACUCCGCUGGAUGAGAGUUUGAAAAGCAGGCAAAGGGAUUUGGACAAUAUGCGGAAGAUUUCUGACCCAUGUGUUCCUCAUGCGACAGUGCUUCAUGAUUUUCGAGCAGAACAUCCUGAUGAUUUGAACCUUGAUUCUGGAGAGACUGUUUAUCUUCUGGAGAAAAUAGAUGAGUGGUACAGAGGAAAAUGCAAGAAUCACACAGGGAUAUUUCCUGCUAGCUUUGUCAAAGUUAUUGUUGAUAUUCCAGGAGAAAGCAACAGGGAAAAAGUGCACUUUUCAUCAUCAAGUAUUGUAGGCCCUAGAUGUAUAGCUCGAUUUGAGUACAUUGGAGAUCAGAAGGAUGAAUUAAGCUUUUCAGAAGGUGAAAUUAUUAUUUUGAAGGAAUAUGUCAAUGAAGAAUGGGCUAAAGGAGAGCUGAGAGGCACGUCUGGAAUUUUCCCCCUGAACUUUGUAGAAAUUAUUGAAGAUCUACCUGAAUCAGACGGCGGAACACCACUGAAGAACAAGAAUUCUGUGCCUGUGUCACAGCUGGAAGGGCUUGCUGGAGAAUGGUGUGAUGCACUGCAUGAUUUUACAGCAGAAACCCAAGAAGACUUGUCGUUUAAAAAAGGAGAUCACAUCUUGAUAUUAGAGCACUUGGACUCAGAGUGGUACAGAGGAAGACUUAAUGGAAAGGAAGGAAUUUUCCCUGCAGUGUUUGUUCAUGUUUGCUCAGGAGGAACACAGUCAUCACAGUCUCUCAGUGGUAAGAAAGGAAAAGCCAAGGCUUUGUAUGACUUUCAUGCUGAGAACAUCGAUGAACUCUCCUUCAAGGCUGGUGAUAUCCUAACAGAACUGGAACCUGUAGAUGAAGAAUGGAUGACCGGAGUGCUACAUGGGAAAUCUGGAAUAUUUCCAAAAAAUUUUGUCCAGAUUAUACAUCCCUCCUAAAGAUGAAAGCCAGUUUUGGACUAUCUACCUAUACAAGCAAAUACCUUACUAGCACAGAAGCACAUUAUACUCCAGGCAGCAGAGGUUGCCCUCUGUGGUCACUUGAUCUAAUAUUUGACUAUCAAAUGCAUUUUUGCACUAUUUUUAUAAAACGUAUACUAGAUUGGAAACAAAA